AUGAAUACUUUGUAUAAUCAUGUCAACAAGCAGGCAAUCUCAUUGAGAAAGGAUCUGGCCUCUUUGGAAGAAAAUGUCAAGGGCGCUCCAUUAUCACUGGUAGGACAAAUAACUACUACCAUGACAUUACUGACUAAGAGUUUAGAUGAAUAUGAGGAUCUGAUAGAAAAGGAAAGAAAUUUUGAAAAGAAAGCCAAACACGAUACGAGAUUACGAAGUUUCAAGCGAGAAUUGCAAGAAUAUAGAGAUACUUUCCAGUCUCUUCGAAGGAAAAGAGAUGAAGCGAUCAGUAGCACGACAAAGCAACAAUUGUUUGACCGCAGGGUAUCCCAUCAUGGUGCUAGUACAGCUGUUUCAGAUAAUCCGUACAGCGGAGUUGUUUCAAGAGGAGUCUCUCACGAUAAUGGACCUCAUGAAGCUGAAGACAUGUCCAUGAGUGAAGGCCUGUACAAAGAGAAAAAUACAUUUUCUAGGGGUAAUCAGCAAUUGGAUCAUAUUUUAGAAAUGGCUGGAGCUUCAUUGGAUGAGCUGAUUGAACAAAAUGAGUAUAUCAAACGAGCUCAGAGAAAGAUGACAGAUACACUGGAGACUUUAGGUGUAUCCAAAGUUACGAUACGAAGAAUUGAGAAGAAGGCAUUUGAAGACAAGUGGAUUUUUUAUGGUGGCGCUAUAAGUGUUUUUGUUAUUUUCUAUUUGGCGGUCAAAUAUUUAAGAUGA
Molecule: messenger RNA, 717 nt
Organism: Komagataella phaffii GS115
Lineage: Eukaryota; Fungi; Ascomycota; Pichiomycetes; Pichiales; Pichiaceae
Exons: 2
Coding region: 1-717 (238 amino acids)
Biological process (GO): vesicle fusion; endoplasmic reticulum to Golgi vesicle-mediated transport
Cellular component (GO): ER to Golgi transport vesicle membrane; endoplasmic reticulum membrane; late endosome membrane
Molecular function (GO): SNARE binding; SNAP receptor activity
Source: RefSeq, a predicted model, not a curated record